CGAAAUAUUCCUACAACUUUACAGUCUCCAUAUAUUCCAAUACGAUAUGUUCUUUCUACUUUUUGUAUGUAACUUUUAAACUAUAAGAUCACUCUUAAACAUCUAUCUAAACGUCAACUUUGCACGACUCUAGAAUCCAAUUUUCACCUUCCUUGGAUGGCUAGCAUGAAACUUGAGGUUGUUUCAGAAGACCAAUCUCUACGUAAAUGGUGUGUUCCUUUGAGAGAAGACAUUUUUGCUACAUUUAUGGCAAAAGGAAGUCCAAUCAUGCAUAAGAACCCAUGUGUGGAUUGGCUUCAAACAGACUCAUGUUAUGUUCUUAAAUCCGAACUACCAAAAAUAGAAAAAAGCAGUGUUCGAAUUUGUGUUGAGAAUGGAAAGGUGAUAGAGAUUAGUGGGGUGUGGAAGAACAAAGGAGAAUCAUCAAGAACAGACUGGAGGAGUGGCGAAUGGUGGGAGCAUGGCUUUGUGCGGCGGUUGGAGUUGCCGGAAAAUACAGACUGGAAGAAGACGGAGGCGUAUGUGUAUAAUGAUACAGUUUUGGACAUUAGACUUCCGAAGACGCCAUCAAUGGAGUACUGUAAUGAGGGUGUGAUCAAAGAAUCUUCAUCUGGGUAGUCCUUGGUUUUGCUUUCGUAAUUAAACACACUGAUUAUAUAUACACAAAUCACUGCACAUUUCGCCAUGAAAAGAACAAUAAAACCAC
Messenger RNA from Lactuca virosa, 706 nucleotides. Lineage: Eukaryota; Viridiplantae; Streptophyta; Magnoliopsida; Asterales; Asteraceae. The record is from the annotation of a GenBank genome assembly.